Messenger RNA from Paramecium tetraurelia, 486 nucleotides. RefSeq lists its product as uncharacterized. The transcript has 2 exons. The record is from RefSeq and is a predicted model, not a curated record. NCBI's taxonomy places the organism in Eukaryota, Ciliophora, Oligohymenophorea, Peniculida, Parameciidae.
AUGGAAAGGAUUGACAGCUUUGAAGGAAAGCUAUUUUACAAAAUCUAUAUGCUUUGUCAGAAAAAUCAGAUAAACGAAGAAUAGAAAGGAAAAUUAAAAGACCUUGUGAUUUUAAGAGAUGAAAGAAUUGAGAUCGCUAUGAAUUAAUAUCUUGAAGACAGAGAUGAGUUCCGACUUUUAGAAAAUUUUCACAAUUACUCUGGCGAAGAAUAUUCUCCCAAGAGUUAUAACAAUUUUUCAGAUGAUAAAUCAAAUGGAAGCCACAGUAAAUUUAAGGGAAAAAGGCCUGCUAAAAUGUAAUUACCAAAAAAGACAUUCAUGAUCAAUUUAAGAAAGUAAGAUGUCAAAAAAUUAUAACAAAGAGAUACAGAUGUAACUACCUGCUCUAAAGGGUUUCUCUUAAGCACUGCUAGAUCAAGUGAUAACCGAAAAGCCCUAGCUUUUAACGAGCGAUAUACUUAAUAGAACUGGAGCGAAUGUGAAUGA